Molecule: messenger RNA, 477 nt
Organism: Cylicocyclus nassatus
Lineage: Eukaryota; Metazoa; Nematoda; Chromadorea; Rhabditida; Strongylidae
Source: the annotation of a GenBank genome assembly
AUGGCAAACCUUUUAGCGCUAAUCAUAAUCUUAUUUGCUAUUGAUUUUGUACAGGAUGGUUUUGGCUAUGCUACAGCAUCACCAACGAUGGCAGCCAAAAAAAUUGUCAUGACCGUGGUCCUCAACGUAGAGUACAAUCAUCCAGUAACAUUUUACUGGUCUUUUGAUGAAAAACAUGCAAAAUGGCUCGUUAAAACAAGGGAGGAUCUUGAUCGCUUCAAUAAAAAAGUCAAGGAGUCUUACGAAGAUGAAAAUGGAAAAUUUACUGUUGUCUAUAAAGUACGGGGCAGUAGUUGCGAGCAGAUGACCGAAUAUGCCCGUGCAAAUUUGGUGAAUGUUGACUUCAUCAUUUCCAUCAGAAUUAAAUGUGGAGAGAAACAGCUGGUCCUAAAACCAUGAGUCUUUUUCAAUAAAUCAAUGUGUAACAUAAUGAGUUUUGUCAUUAGAAUGGAUCCCGAGGUUGCGUUCAGAGUUGCC